CCACUGGCAAUGGCAGUAGCAGCAGCGGUGGUAGUAGCGUCAGGAGGAGUUUAGUGUUGCUGCAUGUAAUUCGUGAAAUGCAUCGUCAAUAAGUUCCACUUUUUUUCUAGUUGCGUUGAAAGUUAACCUUUGCUGUGUUGUACUGUGCUGUGCAACGUUAACGCGUUCAUCGUUUUCGGUUUAUAUUUUUUUUUUCUUUUUUUUCCCCCUUUAUUCCCCUCUUAUUGUUUAAAACCAACAACACUAAUCGUUGUUAUUUCUUUCCUCUACAACGUCAAAAUAAGUUAUUCGCGUGGCUUAUCACCUGAUAAUAAAAUCCCACCAAUCCAACCAACAGGGGACCCCCCUCUUCUAUAUCAGAAUUGGAAACAAUACAAAAUAACUGCGUUACUGACAGGUGUCACAAUUGGACGAGAAUAAUAACUAACCGUGAUAAUUAAGUUCAUAAUAAAUUUUUAAAAUAUUACCCCCGUACGUACCAUACCAGCAGUUGAUUUGAAAUCAACGCGUUGCAACGAAUUCUUUUAUUUCGUGGUGUAAAACUAGUUUCUAUCUCAUCAUGGCAGUUGAAUCAAGAUGGAUGCCCUGUCAAUUGAAGAUAGAAUCGAACAUUUGUAGCUGCGAUUACGAUGGCAUAAUCCUGGUGUCAGGUAAUGCACCUGGUAUCGAUGAACCAGAACCGUUCAAAACGGUUCUAUAUAGCGCAGCACAAAUCGAUUCUGCCCUUGGCGUAAUCGGUGCUGUCUUACCGAUCAAUUUACCUGCGAAAAGACUCAUUUAUAGUCCAACGGGUCCACUCAACAUGGAUUAUCACGAUGUACGAAGUUUCAGUGAGGCUGCUACGAAGGGUAUCGUAAGAGCAUUAAAAGCUGGGGUGAGAUGUCCGUUGCUAGUUUUACUACCUGACGUACGUUUUGAAAAUGUCGAGUUGGUGACAUUGCUUGGUGCUUUGGAAGGACUUUACGUGCCCCUCGAGGUGAGAGAGAUAUGUCCCGAACGUUGCUACAAGGCCUGUCAACUGGCAGUCUGGAGUCCGAUUUGCAGUAAAAAGCUCCAGGGUAUCGUGAAGCUAGCCUCAGCCUUGGAAAGUGGCAGAUUCGUCGCAAGGGAUAUCGGUGGAGCUGAUCCAGAGAGAAUGGCACCGCCUAGAGUUGAGGAAUACGUGGCCGAAUUGUUUUUCGGUUCGAACGUUACAAUGCAGGUGAUAUCCGAUCAGGAUACCUUGCUUCAAGAGUAUCCUCUAUUCUCGUGCGUUAAUCGGGCAGCUUCGGUAAUACCACGUCACGCUGGAAGGAUCAUCUUCCUAACUUACGAACCACAGAAUCCUGCUUGUGUCCUAGAAACUGUAAUGCUCGUUGGCAAAGGUGUCACUUACGAUACCGGUGGGGCAGACAUUAAAUGUCAAGGUAACAUGAGCGGAAUGUCCAGAGACAAAUGCGGAGCUGCUGCCUGUGCAGGAUUUAUGCAGGUGGUGAAUCUUUUACAACCACCAACGGUGAAGGUAGUAGUUGCUUUGUGCAUGGUCAGAAACAGCGUCGGUGAGAAUGCUUACGUUUCCGACGAGAUUAUAACUGCGAAAUCUGGUGCGAGGGUACGAGUUGGUAACACGGAUGCCGAAGGACGAAUGAUUAUGGCCGAUGCACUUUAUCAUAUCAAAGAAAUGGCACUUUGUUCGGUAAAUCCUCAUAUCUUUACGGUGGCUACGUUGACCGGUCAUGCUCCAUUAUCAGCUGGUACCGGAUAUUCCAUUGCCAUGGACAACGCUGUAGCCAAAUUGGUUAGCAACGCGGAGAAGCUUCAAGCUUCAGGUGAAACAAUAGGCGACCCAUUUGAGAUAUCCAGAAUACGCAGAGAGGAUUUCCGUUUUCACGAGGGACGCAUGGAAGGGGACGACGUGUUGCAAGCGAUAAACAAACCGAGUUCUAGAACGGAGAGAGGUCAUCAAGGACCUGCGGCCUUUUUAAUUAUGGCCUCUGGCUUGGACAAGAACGGUAUUGAAUCCAAAAAACCACUUAAAUACUGCCACUUGGACAUAGCUGGUAGUGCCGGUGAUCUUCCAUCUCAACCAGUAGGCUCGCCGAUUUUGGCAUUAGCCAAAAAAUUUCUUCUCGACAAAAUUAUACAAUCCUGGAGCGACGAAAAAGAUGAAAAACAUUGAUUACGAGUUACUCUUUCCAGAACCUUUCCGGGAUUACCUAUCUGUCCUAUAUUUUUCCGCUAUCCUUUUGUUUUUCUUUUUCUUCCUCAGAAUCUUAAACCCCGCUUUAUUUCAGGUUUCGGUGCUAGAACGAAUUGCUUUUAAACUGAUCACAUAUUUUAGUGUUAAUGGUGGAAAGUUUCGUUUGAUGUGUUUUUGUUUUAAAUGAUAAUCGGUUUUGGUGUAGGCGUUAAUGAUAGAUUUGAAAGCUUUUAUUUUUAUUAAACGAUGUUAAA
Molecule: messenger RNA, 2433 nt
Organism: Polistes canadensis
Lineage: Eukaryota; Metazoa; Arthropoda; Insecta; Hymenoptera; Vespidae
Gene: Dip-B
Product: putative aminopeptidase W07G4.4
Exons: 9
Coding region: 560-2158 (532 amino acids)
Biological process (GO): proteolysis
Cellular component (GO): cytoplasm
Molecular function (GO): manganese ion binding; metalloaminopeptidase activity
Source: RefSeq, a predicted model, not a curated record